Hippopotamus amphibius kiboko is the source of this 6236-nucleotide messenger RNA. It is a transcript of the gene ATL3, whose product is annotated as atlastin GTPase 3. The transcript has 13 exons. The record is from RefSeq and is a predicted model, not a curated record. Gene Ontology annotation, molecular function: GTP binding; GTPase activity. Lineage: Eukaryota; Metazoa; Chordata; Mammalia; Artiodactyla; Hippopotamidae. Bases 261 to 1886 code for a protein of 541 amino acids. Gene Ontology annotation, biological process: endoplasmic reticulum organization; protein homooligomerization.
CGCGUCGGGCCGUGGCGGGAUCCGUCCGCGUGCUUUGUCGAGUCCCAGCCCGCUCCGCGCUCGCUGUACCUCGCGCUGCCCGUCGCGCCUUGUCAACCCGCUGUGUACGCGCUGUCUCGAGGGUUCGCGCGCCCCUCCUUCUCCCUAGUUUCUUGUAGAGCCCAGGCCACGCCCGUUUCCCGCCUCCAGGGCCUGGCUCGUUUCCGCCCCAGCCCGCCCCUCUCUGAGCCCCUGCUGCUUGUGCUGGAGGUGGAGGCUCCAUGUUGUCCCCUCAGCGAGCGGUAGCGGCUGCAUCGGGAGGAGCAGGUGAUGCUAUGGAGAGUGGAAAGCCUGGUCCAGUGCAGGUUGUUUUGGUUCAGAAAGACCAACAUUCUUUUGAGCUAGAAGAGAAAGCCUUGGCCAGCAUCCUCUUACAGGACCACAUCCGAGACCUUGAUGUGGUGGUGGUGUCAGUGGCUGGUGCCUUCCGAAAGGGCAAGUCCUUCUUUCUGGACUUUAUGCUACGAUACUUAUAUUUACAGAAGGAAGGUGGCCAUUCAAAUUGGUUGGGUGACCCAGAAGAACCGUUAACAGGGUUUUCUUGGAGAGGGGGCUCUGACCCAGAAACCACUGGGAUUCAGAUCUGGAGUGAGGUUUUCACUGUGGAGAAGCCAGAUGGGAAGAAGGUUGCAGUUGUUCUGAUGGAUACCCAGGGGGCAUUUGACAGCCAGUCCACUGUGAAAGAUUGUGCUACCAUCUUUGCUCUAAGUACCAUGACUAGUUCUGUUCAGAUUUAUAAUUUGUCCCAGAACAUUCAGGAAGAUGAUCUUCAACAGCUACAGCUCUUCACAGAAUAUGGUCGUCUGGCGAUGGAUGAAAUUUUCCAAAAACCCUUCCAGACACUGAUGUUUCUGGUUCGAGACUGGAGUUUCCCUUACGAAUACAACUAUGGACUACAGGGAGGAAUGUCGUUUUUGGAAAAGCGUCUGCAGGUGAAAGAGCAUCAACAUGAAGAAAUUCAGAAUGUCCGAAAUCACAUUCACUCAUGUUUCUCCAGCGUCACCUGUUUUCUGCUACCACAUCCAGGACUCCAGGUGGCCACAAGCCCUGAAUUUGAUGGCAAAUUGAAAGAUAUUGCCAGUGAAUUCAAAGAGCAGUUACAGACACUGAUUCCAUAUGUACUAAACCCAGCUAACUUAAUGGAAAAGGAGAUCAAUGGCUCAAAAGUCACCUGUCGGGGGCUAUUGGAGUAUUUUAAGGCAUAUAUUAAAAUUUACCAAGGAGAAGAUCUGCCUCACCCCAAAUCCAUGCUUCAGGCCACCGCUGAAGCCAACAAUUUAGCAGCUGCAGCCUCUGCCAAGGACGUUUAUUAUAACAACAUGGAAGAGGUUUGUGGAGGAGACAAACCUUAUUUGUCUCCAGACAUUCUAGAGGAGAAGCACUGUGAGUUCAAACAACUUGCUCUGGACCAUUUUAAGAAGAUAAAAAAGAUGGGUGGGAAGGAUUUUAGCCUUCGUUACCAGCAGGAGCUGGAGGAGGAGAUCCAGGAGCUCUAUGAGAACUUCUGCAAGCACAAUGGUAGCAAGAACGUCUUCGGCACCUUCCGAACCCCCGCAGUGCUCUUCACAGGCAUUGUGGCUUUGUACAUAGCCUCAGGCCUCACUGGCUUUAUUGGUCUUGAGGUGGUGGCCCAGCUGUUCAACUGUAUGGUUGGACUGCUGUUAAUAGCACUUCUCACCUGGGGCUACAUCAGGUACUCUGGUCAGUAUCGCGAGCUGGGCAGCGCUAUCGAUUCCGGGGCAGCGUAUGUAUUAGAGCAGGCCACUUCUCACAUUGGUAAUUCCACUCAUGCUGCUGUGAAGGAUGCAGUUGUUGGGAGACCACCUGAGAAUAAAAAAGCUCAGUAGCAUCUUAACAAAAGGAUCCAACAAGAACCUGGCCAGCCCCUUCUGAUUUCUGGGCUUCUGCCGUGGCCACAGGUCCAGCUCCCGAGGAACGCAGACCUGGGACCAUCUGGGAAGAGCUGAAAUGAAACACGGCACUAAUAAAUGAACAGACCUUUCCUGUGGUUUCCCAUUGUUAAACACACUUCCAUUUCUCUUGGAAGCAUUUCUUUUUCUUGCUGGUGUAGAUCCAAGCCUGUGUCUGUUCUCUUAUUACUCUCUGCUUUGUGCACUUUAUGGGGGAAAAAGCUAAAAGAAAAAAUGCAAAUGCAGUUUUAAGUCCUUUAUGUGCCACUUAGUGCCUUUUAAGAUUGAAUCCAUGCUUUUGAGGACAUAAUAGGGAGGGAAUUGAGAAUAACCGCAUGAAAGGUGCUGUUUUGGUGAAUUGUCAGUUCUUUUGUACUUUACUCUUUUGAGUUUUUUAAAGUUUACAAAACUUGCAAAAGCUUCAAAACUAAAGACUGACUAAAAAUGAUGCCAUUACACUUUUAAAGUCUAUAAUAUUUGAGAAUUAUGUUUGCCACACAGUAUGGAAAAAUUAUAUCAUAUUUAAAUCUACCAUACACUGAAAUUUAAGGUCUGUUUCCUGAUAGGCUGGCAGUUUUGUUAGAACAUAUUCUGGGGUCUUUUUUUUUUUUGCUUUCUUUCAUUCCUAUAGCUUCUUGCCAGAAAAGAGGCAAACAUGCCUUGAAAAGCCAGAGCAGCUCAUAAUAAAUGGAAUGAGCUUAAUACUUUAAGGAAAAAACUUGAGUUUAAAUGAACCAUGUGACCUCUGAUAAGUCAUUUGAACUUGUGCCUUGGUCAGAUUCACUGAUUGUAGGUUUAUAUACAUAUGUAUAUUAUAUAUAACUCACACACAGUUGUCAUUUGAGAGUUUUUGUUUUUUAGAGUUAUGCAUGAGAACAGAACUUUAUCAAGGAUUAGAGGAAAGACAUUUACCAAACAUACUGCCUUUAAUUGAUGUCCUGUUUCAUGUGGCUUAGCAGUAAAUCAGGUCUUUAUCUACAAUGUUUAUUUGCAUUAUCCUAUUCACUAAUAUUUUUAAUAAUGGAGCUAAAACCAGUUUUAUUUAGUGAGUCAUGCUUUAUGUAACUUUAUACAUGACUAGUCUGGUAGCUUUAAAAUAGCUUUGGCUUAGUAAGGACCAAAGUCCCACACAAAUAUGGACAUAUAAUAUCCAGAAGUAUCUAAGAAUUCUUCUUUAUUUACCUUGGUCAUGUGAUAAAUUUAUCAGUUGCCUUUUCCUUUGAUUUAUAACGAUGAAUUGUAGAUUGUAAAACUUCAUAAAACUUGCCUGCAAGUAUUUAUAUAAACAUUCAAGUAUGUGAGCCUUAAUUCUUAAGAUAAUUUAAUUUUUGUUGUGGGAGGGAGGGUGGGAGGUUUAGGCAAAUUCUGAGAGUAAAUUCUAUAUAGGUGAAGUAUGAAUGAAAGGUGGAAAAAGUCUCUUUUAGCCUGUAAUCUGUCAAAGAAUAUUUUUCUUGACUAUUUUAAUACUUUACCACUUAAGUAUUUUUUAAGUUUUGAAUUAAUUCCAAGUGUUUUAUAUAUUUUUUCAUAUUUACAUAUCAUCUUGCCCUGAAGCCCUUGCUGUUUCAUUCAGUAGCGGUUAAAAUUUAGAAAAAUUCCAGCUUGUUCUAAAAACUGUUUACUUGCAUAUCAGAGACACUUAGCUUUAUUAUUAAUAAAUUAAAAGCUUAGUUUUGAAAUUUUGGUGCAUCUUCAGGUGGCCUCUCAUCUCCCUGAAGGUUCAUACUUAUUUGCUAAAGGCCUUACAGAUAUUGAGAUACUUAGCAUUUAAUGCAUUUGUAUAAUAAGCACAUUUAUAGAUUUCAGAAAAAUUGUCUAGAAUUACCCUACUUUUAAUGGUUGAGAAAAGGCUGCUGUGUUUAAAAUUUAUUUUAAUACUAAAAUAUCAGAUUUUUUAAAAUAAAAAAUAUGUGAUAAUGUAUGAUUUAAUGAAAUCUCAGAAUUUAGUUACUGUUUAAAUUCACCAUUUCUGUUUUGAUCUUAAAGGAAUAACUGUUUAAUUCCCCUGGGGAAGCCUUAUUUUUUUUGUCUUUAUUAGUUAACUUAUUCUGCCUCUGGAAAUUGUUUAUAAAGUUUUCUCAGUGAGGAUUUUUAUGAGUUUUCUUGGCUUUUUUUUUUUUAAACAGAAAAUGAUGAUUUUAUGUCAGUUUUUCCAAUAAAAGGCACAUUCUCAUUGCUGGUUAUAAAUAGGUCUUUUACCCCUUACUUUCUCUCAGCCAUCAGUUUGUGGGUCAGGACGUUACUUAGGACUGUAAGUUUUUGCCUGGUGUUUGUUGCUCUGCCUCUCCUGCCUUUCCAGGCAAGCAUGUUUAAUUUGCACAUUCCUAACAGUCUAUGGGGCACAUUCCUAUUAAUAUAUAAAAGGUUUUCAGAAUUUUCUAUGAAAAAUUCAUUUUAGGAGAGGUUAAAUGUUAAGUUUUUCAGUUUUUUUUUUUUAAUACUUCCAGUUAGCUUCUAAGUAAAAGUAGUAGAAUCAAAAUUUCGAUUUUUUUUCACUGAGAAAUCUUUCUAGAUUGGUGUGUAGACAAGAUGAGGGAAAACUAUCAUAUAUGAUGAUAGGAUAUUCUCAGAGUCAUACCUUAUUUUAUCAGUACAUCAAGAAAGCUGCUUGUCCUGUGGAAGUUUAUGUAGUAACAGCUGUUUCAUACUUGGUAGAGUUGCCUGCGUGUAUUGUAUUGUUUUUGUUUUACCUGGUCUUUCUUUUCUUCUCUUUCAUGAAGCAAAAUGCUUUAGGUGAGCAAACAGACAAACUGCCUUGUACUGGCAGCGCGUUUCUUUUAACAGAUCAUACCCAGCGUUACACCUGGCUUAUGAAAACGGUGUCUUGGAUAGAGUGAGUUUGGAUGAGUAUGUAUGUAUGUGUGUAUAAGUAGUUGAUUUAGGUCCAGUUAAAAGUGAUUAAAAAACAGUUUUAUUUUUCCCUAGAGUAUUUUUUUUAAAGUAAUGUAACUUACAUGGACAUCUUCAUGAAACUAUUUUGUCCCCUUAGAACUAUUGAAAUGUAAUUUAGGAUUAUUUAGGAUGGCUGCCAUCUAAGGUUGCCAACUUGGGCUGCAUCAUUGCGGCUUACCUUUCGAUCCAACAAAAUUGUAGUCAGGUGUAACGAAGACAAACUUCAGUUACUAAAAUACAAACUGUUUGUGUAGGUGGUGUUUUAAAAUGACAUUCAGAAGCCCAUUUGUAAGAGACCAUUUGCAGUUGAAUAGUUUUCCUUCAGUAAAGCCAUGUUGUAGCUGUGUUUUGGAUAGUGGUUCUCAUCUGUCCUGAAGUGCAUAAAACUUACCCCUGGGAGGCAUGUUUAAACAAAUUCAACUUCCUAGGUUUAUACCCAGGGAUUGCCUCAGUGGGUCUGAGUCUGGGUCUGGAAUAACCACUUUUAAAAACAGCAUCGCAAAACAAACAAACAAAACAGCAUUGCAGGUGGUUCAGAGACCACAGCGAGAGAGACUGCUUGGAGGGGUGGGAAAGUGCAAUUCAGUAAUGUCUGCGGCAAGCGGACGGCUUUUGCCUGAGGUUCAGCAUAGGUGGUCUAUUGCCAGAUACAAUUGCUGAGAGCGUAUGGUGUUCAGAAUAAUAAGGAUGCCUUUAGAGGAUUAUCUAAGCUCCGUGAAAAUGUUUUGCAAAAUUAGGAAGUCCUAGUGCCUUCUCUGAAAAAUGGAUGUACAAAAUAUCCUAUUUACUAAUAGGUGUAAUUAGGAUUAAAACAAAAACAACUAUUUUGAAAGUUUUUCUUUUAAAAAGCAAAAUUCAGCACUGACUUGAACCUCUAAAUCUUUCAUGCACAGAAAACCUUAAACCAUAAAUAAAAAUGAACAAAAAGGAAGGAGAGGAUCUUAACUUUGAAAAUGAGUGACAAAAUAUCCCUUGCCAGGGACUUUCAAGACAGAUCUAAGGGCAGAAAGAUUUUAGAAGAAAUUGUUCUUCCUGGGAAAGGAAUUUCACGUGCCAGAACUAAAAUUUAAAUGUAGUGUUCUUAUGACCAAGGGAAGGUUGCAUUUGAUUCCCAAAGUUUUCCAACUUCGAUGAAUAAAUGCUGUCAUGGACCUAAGCCUUAAAGGAGUUCAUAUUAAUUUUGAGCAUAUACACAUUUUCCUGUCAGAUUCUUCUUAAAAAAAAGAUUUGUUCAAAGCACUUUCUUUCCCCUAGACCCUUGUUGAAUGGCUUUAAAAUUUACUAUACUUUUUUAAAAAAGUGCAAUGGGUUAGAUUAUGCUAUUAGUAUAUUGAAAGCAUGUUUCUGUUUCUUAGUUUUAAGGUCAUUUAAUGAAAUAAAGAUCACAGCACCAUG